Messenger RNA from Elaeis guineensis (African oil palm), 2229 nucleotides. Its product is annotated as pentatricopeptide repeat-containing protein At1g32415, mitochondrial. Gene Ontology annotation, biological process: RNA modification. NCBI's taxonomy places the organism in Eukaryota, Viridiplantae, Streptophyta, Magnoliopsida, Arecales, Arecaceae. The record is from RefSeq and is a predicted model, not a curated record. Gene Ontology annotation, molecular function: RNA binding; protein binding.
AUGCCCUCUUCCCGCCUAUUCUCCUUUCCUCUCCUUCUCCCGUCGCGCUCCCUCCAUGCGACGCCCGCAUUCCGAACCCAUCUCCCCUGUCUCCACUCCAACAACGCCCAAGACCCCGAGCUCCACCUCCUCCGAUGCCUCUGCCGCCGCGACCUCGCCGAGGCCCACCGCCUCCUCGACGAGACACCCAGCGUCGUCCGCUGGACCGCCGCCCUCUCCCGCUUCGCCCGCGAUGGCUUCCUCGACGAGGCCCGCACCCUCUUCGACCUCAUGCCCCGCCGCAACCUCGUCACCUGGAACGCCCUCAUCUCCGCCUACGCCCGCGUGGGCCACCACCCCGCCGCCCUCGACCUCUUCCGCCGCAUGCCCGCCCGCAACGUUCUCUCGUACACCUCCCUCCUCUCCGCCCUCACCCGUGCCGGCCGCACCCACGAAGCUCUCUCCCUCUUCCACUCCAUGCCUGACCGCAACGCCAUCUCGUACAAUGCCAUGAUUGCCGGCCUGGUACGGAACGGCAACCUAGAAGUUGCCCAAAGGCUGUUCGACGAAAUGCCCCACCGGACCGCCGCGUCCUGGAACGCCCUCCUAGCUGGCUACGCCGAGAGAGGGCGGAUGGCGGAGGCGCGGGGGCUCUUCGUCGCCAUGGGCGCCUCCGCCGACGUGGUGUCGUGGACCACAAUGAUUGCCGGUUACGCUCGGGCCGGCGACGUCCGGGAGGCGUACGAUCUCUUUCGGACGAUGAUCCCGGCGCGAAACGUCGUCUCUUGGACAGCCAUGAUCGGAGGCUUCGCGUGGAACGGGCACCACGAGGAGGCUCUCCUGCUGUUCCUCGAUAUGAACCGGACGGCCGCCGUGAAGCCCAACGGCGAGACCAUCGUGUCCCUGAUCUUCGCCUGCGCCGGCUUGGGAUAUCCUCGCGUCGGGAAACAGGUCCACGCUCACGCCGUUGCCCACGGAAUGGAUGGUGACGAUGGAAGGAUAUCGAAGGGCUUGAUCCGCAUGUACUCUCGGUUCGGGACCAUGGAUUGGGCUCACCGUAUCUUUAAUCAGAAUAUCCGUAGGGGCGAUGCGGUGUGCUGGAACUCCAUGAUCGAGGGGUACAUCAAGAUCGGACGGCUAGAGGAGGCCCGGCGGCUGUUCGACGCGAUCACCGUCGAUCCGGAGGGGUUCACGUGGGUGACGAUGGUCGUAACGUGGACCACGAUGGUUGCCGCCUACUUCGACGCCGGGGACGUCGCGGAAGCGCGUCGGCUGUUCGAUCUCAUGCCCGAGCGCGACGCCACCGCGUGGACGGCCGUGAUCUCGGGGCUGGUCCAGAACGAGAUGAUCCCGGAGGCAUUCGAGGCGUUUGGGGAGAUGAGGUCCACCGGGUGUGCCCCGGUGGACCACGCGCUGGCCUCGCUCCUGGGAGCCGUUGGAUCGGUGGCGCAUCUGGAGAUCGGUGAGCAGAUGCACGGGCUAGUAACGAAGACCCGGCCCGACUGCGGACCCGGAUCCGAUACGGUGCUGUGCAACGCGCUCGUGGCGAUGUACGCAAAGAGCGGCGACGUGGAGGCGGCGAGGAGGGUGUUCCACGGGAUGGUGACGCGUGACGUGGUGACGUGGAACGGGAUUAUAAUGGGGAUGGCCCACCACGGUCGGGCCCACGAGGCGUUGCAGAUGUUCGACGCGAUGCAGAGGGAAGGGGUGGGACUGGACAGGGUCACGGGCCUGGGGGUUCUGACGGCGUGCGGGCACGCAGGGCUGGUGGACCGGGGGAUGGAGGUGUUCCGGUUUAUGGUGGACCGGGUUGGGUGGGCAGUCGGCCCGGAGCACUACGCGAGCGUGGUGGAUAUGUUAGGCCGGGCCGGGCGGUUCGAGGAGGCGGAGCGGUUCGCGAGGGAAAUGCCGGUCGAGCUGGGGAUGGAGGUGUGGGGGACGCUGCUGGGCACGUGCGGGAUGAAGUGGGUGAGAGGAGUGGGGGAGAGGGCGGCGAGGAGGGUGUUGGAGAUGGAUCCCAUGAACGGUGCGGCGCACGUGGCGUUGUGCCACGUGUAUGCGGGGAGGGGCGAAUACACGGAGGAGUGGGAGGUGAGGAAGGAGAUGGGAAGGAAAGGGGUGAGGAAGAGGGCCGGGUGCAGCUGGAUCGGGGUGAGGGGGAUUGCACACGUGUUCCUCUGUGGUGAUAGAUCGCACCCGCGGACGGAUGAGAUUUACGCCCUCCUGACUGGGGACAAUUGGAAGGGCUGA